AUGGAGGUCUUAAGUAUUUUACUACAACAGCAAGUUAUGGCUGGUAAUUAUGGGCUACACCCAAAGUGUAAAGGCACAAAUUUAACACAUUUGUGCUUUGUUGAUGACAUUCUUGUUUUCUUCAAAGGCAAUGUGAAAUCUGCUCAGGUGUUGUCAAAGGUGAUAAAGGAUUUCAGUGGCUUCUCUGGACUAGAUGUGAACUAUAACAAAACCUCUCUAUUUUCUUCUUCUGUGGAGGCUGGGAUUUUAGAAGAUAUUUCUUCCUGCUUAAAUUGUUCUAAAGGAGAGCUUCCAGUGAGGUACAUAGGGUCUGAUAUUGGAAAAAAGCAUAAUCCAAUCAGUUGGAGCCAAAUAUGCACUGUUGAGAGAGCUGAGGGUCUUGGAGGAAAGGACUUGGAACAAACAAACAUUAUUUCCAAUUUAAGGCACAUAUGGGAUAUUAAUUCAGGCAAAAACACCAUUUGGACUCAAUGGAUACAUACUAAUCUCAUUAAACAGAGGGAUUUCUGCACUUUAGUUGUUCCAAAGGAUUGUUCAUGGAGCUGGAGGAGAAUUCUUGAAUUCAGAGACACUGCAAAACAGUUUAUGGAUACCUGCCUUAUAAAUGGAGAAAAAGCUAGCUUAUAUUAUGGAUUUUGGCAUCCCAAAGGCAGGUUAUGUGACUGGAUGAAUGCUGAAUGUCUUGAGACUAUCUUCCCUAACAAAGAAUUAAUAGUAGCUUACUAUAUGGUUGAUGGCUUUCUUAAAUUUCCUGAGUGUAAUCAUGGGCCUCAUUGUGAUGGAAAGGAUAUUCUUCAAGGAGUGGAUUAUGAUUUUAGAGAUGAAGACCUGGUGUUAUGGAACGGAAGUAAGAAUGUGGAUUUCUCUAUGAGAGAGACAUUUAGAGCUCUAUCUGGAGAUACUAUUGAGAUGCCUUGGACUAAAUUGGUGUGGUUUAAGAAUAAUAUCCCUAGACAUUCUUUUAUAAGUUGGCUAGCUUGUCAUAAAAGACUUAAAACAAAAGCAAAAUUACAAAGAUGGGGUCUUGUGAAUAAUGCCGCUUGUGCUUUGUGUGGUGGAGGAAUUGAAGAUGAGGAACAUAUAUUCUUAACAUGUUCUUUCUCCAAUAUCAUAUGGAAAUGA
This is a messenger RNA of Papaver somniferum (opium poppy), 1122 nucleotides long. RefSeq lists its product as uncharacterized. NCBI's taxonomy places the organism in Eukaryota, Viridiplantae, Streptophyta, Magnoliopsida, Ranunculales, Papaveraceae. The record is from RefSeq and is a predicted model, not a curated record. The transcript has 2 exons. The coding region runs from base 1 to 1122 and encodes 373 amino acids.